Messenger RNA from Cylicocyclus nassatus, 774 nucleotides. Lineage: Eukaryota; Metazoa; Nematoda; Chromadorea; Rhabditida; Strongylidae. The record is from the annotation of a GenBank genome assembly.
AUGUGUUCAUCUUACUUAUUUACAGCGUCACUUCUAGUUCUUGUAUUGAGAAGCUCUGCUCACUAUCCCGUUGCACCACUUGGCGAUUAUCAUCUACCUCUCAGCUUGGCUCCAGCUCAUGCUGUGGCUCCCGCAGUAGCUCCAGUGGUGGCACCAGCUGCUCCCGUAGUGGAGCCAGCCUCGAUAGUAGCAUCUUCCUACCCAUAUGUAGCAUUUGCACACGAUCCUGUAGCCGUGGUUCCCGCACCGAUUGCUUCACCACUGGCGGUGGCAGCUCCUAUCGCUGCUGCUCCGACAUCACUGGUGGCGCCGACAUCCGUCGUGGUACCAGGUGCCGUGCUGGCUUCAGCUCAUGCUGUGGCAGCAACUCAUGCUGUGGCUCCCGCAGUAGCUCCUGUGGUGGCACCAGCUGCUCCCGUGGUGGAGCCAGCCCCGAUAGUAGCAUCAGCUCAUGCUGUGGCACCUGCUGUAGCUCCUGUAGUGGAGCCGGCGGCGGUCGUGGAGGCGCCAGCUCCGGUGGUGGUACCAGCUCAUGCCGUGGCUCCUGCCGUAGCUCCGGCGGUGGCGCCAGCCCCAGCUUUGCCCUAUGCUUCGUAUGCCUUCCACCAUCCACGAACUGAAGUACACAAUACAGUACGCAGCUACACAAAAGAAACUGGACAACUUUCUGGAACUGCUGUAAAUUCCGGCUUCCCGACGCUUGUCGAUGGUCUAUUCCAGAAGAAACUAUUCAACACUAAGAAGUCGAAGGCAAUGGAGAAGAACAAACUUUAA